AUGCUCGAAAUUGGUCUAAGAGUGGUUCGCGGUCCUGAUUGGAAAUGGGCUCAGCAAGAUGAUGGAGAAGGUCAUGUAGGUACUGUUGUUGAACUAGGUAAACCAGGUAGUAACACAUCUCCUGAUAAAACUGUAGUUGUUCAAUGGGAUUCGGGAUCUCGAACAAAUUAUCGUGUUGGAUAUCAAUGUGCAUAUGAUUUACGUGUGUACGAUAAUGCACCGAUUGGUGUUCGUCAUCCAAAUGUAAUUUGUGAUGCUUGUCGAAAACAUGGAAUUAUUGGAAUGAGAUGGAAAUGUGCUCGAUGUUUUGAUUUUGAUCUUUGUACACAUUGUUAUAUGGCUCUCGACAAACAUGAUCUUACUCAUCCAUUUCUUCGAUUCGAAACAGCUACCAAUACUCAAGGCGUGAAAGUCCCAGCUCGAAGUCAAAGUCUUGAUACACGUCUUAUUGCAAAAGGUAUUUUCAAAGGUGCUGUUGUUGUACGAGGUGCUGAUUGGGAUUGGGGAGAUCAAGAUGGUGGUCCUGGUGGACAAGGAAAAGUUCAAGAAAUAAAAGGGUGGGAAAACGAAUCUGGACGAAGUGUUGCAGCUGUUGCAUGGUUACAUAAUCCUCAUGUUGCGAAUGUUUAUCGUGUUGGACAUAAAGGAAAAGUUGAUCUAAAAUAUGUGCAUGAAGCAAAAAAUGGACAAUAUUAUAAAACUCAUCUACCUGUGCUUGGAGAACAUAUUGAACGUCUUGUUCCUCCACUUGAAAUUUCACAAUUUUCUGUUGGCGAUAAUGUUCGUGUUAUGUCCGAUAUUGAUCUAGUAAAGCAACUACAAGAAGGCCAUGGUGGAUGGAAUAUACGCAUGGCUGAUGUUUUAGGUAAAGAAGGGCAUGUUCAUCGUGUUACAGAAAGAGGUGAUGUACGAGUUCAGUUUCAUAUUGCUGAUGAAAAUAAUCAAGAUCAAUCAUCAUCAAUAGCACAACAAAAUCGUUGGACAUUUCAUCCAGGUGCACUAUGUAAAAUUCAUUCGUUUACUAUUGGUGAUCAAGUUAUUAUUUGUGGUGAUGAACAACGUUUAAGACAAGCACAAAAAGGACAUGGUGAAUGGUCACAUGAGAUGACUGGUGUACUUGGAAAACAAGGAAAAGUUUUACAAGUUUAUGGCGAUGGUGAUAUUCGUGUAAAUGUUAAUGGUCAAUCAUUCACAUUUAAUCCGCAAUGUUGCACACCAUUAACAACAUCUUCAUCAAGUCUUUUAAAUUCAACAAGUCAUAAUACGCUUCAAGCAUAUCAAGCACAACAACAAAUGGAAUAUGCUUCAAGUAUUGAUUGGAGUUUACAAGGUGGUUCAUCGAUUGGUGGUGGUACAACGAAUUCAUCAUCAUGUAAACAAAUGCUUAUUUAUAAUACACUUUUGGGACAUAAUGAUAUAUUAUCAUCAUCAUCAAUCGUUAGAGAUGCUGCACAAGGAAAAAUUCAAGCUAUUAGAGAUGCACUAAAUAAAAAUCCUCAACUCGUCGAAAGUAGAUCAGGUGAUAAAUCUGCAUUGAUGUUAGCAGCACAUCAAGGUCAUAUUGAUAUCGUACGAAUUCUACUUUCACAUGGAGCAAAUUUAGAACAACGUGAUGCUGAUGGCGAUACAGCACUUCAUUAUGCUUGUUUCGGUAAUCAACCUGAUUGUAUAUCACUUUUAUUAUCAAAAGGAGCUGAUAUUAAUUCAAUUAAUUCAACUGGUUGUUCAUCUCUUCAUAUUGCAAUUAAUAAACAACUAUUGGAAUGUACCAAGAGAUUAUUAGAACAUCAACAACCAUCGAUUGAUGUCAAUUUACAAGAUAUUUAUGGAGACACUGCAUUACAUGAUAUUGCAAAUACUCGUGUUUUUGGCCAUUUUGGUGGUCUCGAUGAGUUAGCAUCAUGUGGAAGUCAUCCGAGUAUAUUAAAUUUAAUAAAAGAAUUAGAAGAAACACGCCAUCAAACAAGUCUCAUUCCAUCCGAAGAAAAUUCACCUGAUCGUUCAAAUAAUGAACCCAUUGACGGAAGAGAAUUAAUUGAUCUUCUUCUUUCAGUAUCAAAUAUUAAUUUUAAUUUAAAAAAUAAACGAGGUUUUAAUGUUCUUCAUCAUGCUGCACUUAAGGGAAAUGCUUAUGUUACAUGGCGUUUAAUUGAAUUAUGUCGACAGUUAGUUGAUUCAAAAAAAGACGAUGGGUUUUCAUCGCUUCAUCUAGCAUGUUUAAACGGUCAUUUAUUAGUAACAUGUUUAUUACUUCGUUGUGGACAUGCCACAAUUGAAAUAUGUAAUAGUCGUAAACAAACUCCUCUCCAUCUAGCUGUUGCACAAGGACAUUCAUCAAUAGUUAUAUUAUUAGUACGUGAUCAUCGCGCAUCAACGAAAGUUUUAGAUGAAGAUGGUGAUACACCACUUCAUUUGAUCUUAUCAAAAACUCAACAAUCAGAUGAAUCAUGUUUAUCAUUACUUGCAUCUGAUUUAAUUCCACAAAUGCCAGUUGAUUAUCGUCAAAUCCCAAAUAUUGUUUUAGCUGCUUUUUUAAUAAAAUGUGAUGCACCAUUGUUAGUUAAAAAUCGUCAAAAUAAAUUGCCACUAGAUUAUAUCAGUGAUCAAAAACUGAAAGAAUAUUUUAUUCUUCUUAAUCGUUCAACAAUUAUAAGACAAGUUAUGCCAAAUACUUCAGCGUUAUCACCAUGUAUUAUAUGUGAUGAAUGUCCGGCUGAUAUUCUUUUUGAACCAUGUAAACAUAAAAUAUCUUGUAAAGAUUGUUGUAUCAAAAUGAAACGAUGUGUUCUAUGCCAACUUAACAUUGAUUCGAAAUAUACACAAGAUGGUCAAUUGUUGACUAGUUCAUCGACAAAUGUCACUCGUCAUACUCACCGAUUACCAUCAACCACAAUGGGAAAUAAUUCUGAUGGAGAAAUUAUCAGUAAAGUUGUCCGUGAACUUGAAACAAAAGUUCAAGAAUUAGAAGAUGGACAAUCGUGUUCGAUUUGCAUGGAAAGGUCACGAAAUGUUGCUUUUUUAUGUGGACAUACAGCCUGUUCAAAUUGUGCACAACCAUUAAAAACUUGUCAUAUAUGUCGGAAACCUAUUACAAAAAAAAUUAAUCUUUAUUCAUGA
Molecule: messenger RNA, 3117 nt
Organism: Rotaria socialis
Lineage: Eukaryota; Metazoa; Rotifera; Eurotatoria; Philodinida; Philodinidae
Source: the annotation of a GenBank genome assembly